This is a messenger RNA of Gadus chalcogrammus (walleye pollock), 1809 nucleotides long. Its product is annotated as transmembrane protein 151B. The record is from RefSeq and is a predicted model, not a curated record. The coding region runs from base 1 to 1809 and encodes 602 amino acids. The transcript has 3 exons. Lineage: Eukaryota; Metazoa; Chordata; Actinopteri; Gadiformes; Gadidae.
AUGUUUUCCCCCGAUGCAGACAGUGAGACCACUGCGGAAGGAACAGCGGCCAGUAGACCGAACGAUGAGGAGGAUGAGGGGGAAGAGGAGGAAUCACCGGUUAACAUUGAAGUCCCAGAGGAGCAACACCCCGUCAAGCAGUCCCUGGGCGCGUGCGUGUGCCGGGAGUCCCACUGGCGCUGCCUGCUGCUCUCCCUGCUCAUGUACGGCUGCCUGGGCGCUGUGGCCUGGUGCCAGCUGGCCCGCAUCACCAAGAUCAGCUUCAACUCGGCGCUCACCUCCUCCUUCGCCUCCCCCAUCACCUCCUCUCUGCGGGGAGGAGGAGGAGGGGGGCACUCCAUGAUCUACCACGACAGCCCCUGCGCUGACGGCUACCUCUACAUCCCCCUGGCCUUCCUCGGCAUGCUGUACGUGGUGUACCUGCUGGAGUGCUGGCACUGCCGCGCCCGCAGCGACCUGCAGUCGCGGGCCGACGUGGACGGCGUGUACGAGCGCGUGCUGCGGAUGCGGGCGGCGCGGCCCUGCGUCUGGUGGAAGGCCAUCAGCUACCACUUUGUGCGGCGCACGCGGCAGGUGACGCGCUACCGCAACGGCGACGCCUACACCACCACGCAGGUGUACCACGAGCGUGUCAACACGCACGUGGCCGAGGGCGAGUUCGACUACGGCCGCUGCGGCAUGCGGGACGUGUCGUGCGACCUGCGCGGCCUGGAGCGCCACCCCGCCACCCGCCUGCGCUUCACCAAGUGCUUCAGCUUCGCCGGCGCCGGGCCCGAGAACUCCUACCUCAACCAGCGCUCCCGCUUCUUCUCGGAGAUCGAGGGCAUGGACGACUACAUGGAGGCCCGCGAGGGCAUGCAGCUGAAGAACGUGGACUUUAAGGAGCACCUGAUCGCCUACCUGGACCCCGAGCGCCCGCCCUGGUACACCUCCCAGCUGGCCUUCUGGCUCGCCGCCCUGCUGAUGCUGUCCUGGCCGCUGAGGGUGCUGAUGGAGUACCGGACCACCUACGUCCACUACCGCAUCGAGAAGCUGUUCGGCCUGGAGUACAGCUACAGCAGCCCCUCCCCCGACGACGAGGACGUCCCGGCCCGGCCCGGGGGCGCCGGCUGCGGCAUCCCCCGCGUGGACACCUGCGACAGCACGGAGCUGGAGUGGCACAUCCGCUCCAACCACCAGAUCAUCCCCAGCUACUCCGAGGCCGUGCUGUUCGACCCCGAGGCCGCUGACCCCGGGGCGCCGUGCGGGGCAGGCGACACCCCCGUCGGGGACCCCGACGACGACACGCCCUCCGCCAACCGCCACCUGCUGGACGGCGCGGGCCGGCAGCGCGCCGCCGCCGCCGCCCCGGGGGGCUACGGCGCCCUGCUGAGCGCGGAGGACUGGGAGCGCUGCUCCCAGCGGCAGAGCCGGCACGGGGGGGCGGGCGAGGCGGGGGGGCGGCGGCGGACCCUCACCAGCUCCAGCUGCUCCUCCCUCUUCUCGUGCCGCGGGGGCCUGCUGCACUCGCGCCUCUCGCUGGACACGUCGCGCUUCUCGCUGUGCCGCAUGUACGGCUCGCGCCGCACGGUGGGGCUGUGGCGGAGCCGCAGCAGCACGCUGACCGACCGCUGCUGCGCCGACCGCCGCUGCUGCCGCUCUGACUCCAGCCGGCUGGCGCUCAACGAGAGCCCGCCCACGUACCGGGACGCACGCUUCUUCCCCGUGCUCAUCGUGCACCGGCAGGAGGGCCGCGGCGGCGAGGAAGACCGCGACGUGCGGCGCUACUUUGUGCGGCGCGGCUCCUGCUGCGUGGAGACCUCGCUGUGA